This is a messenger RNA of Paramecium sonneborni, 6930 nucleotides long. The record is from the annotation of a GenBank genome assembly. NCBI's taxonomy places the organism in Eukaryota, Ciliophora, Oligohymenophorea, Peniculida, Parameciidae.
AUGGGAAAUCAAAUAAUGGGCAAAUUUAGGAAAAACAGAUUUUAAGGUUUUUCUGAUAAUCAAAUUGAUUAUUUAAGGUAUGAAUAAUAAUAAAAAUAAAGUGACAAAUGGCUGUAAAUUGAAAGUAAUGGAGUAAUCGAUUUAAAUAAAUUUGCUGAUCAAUAUAAUGUUACACAUAAGGAAGCAAUAAAAGUAAUGAAAUAAUUUUGGUUAUUAAAUAGAUAAUAAAAUUGAUGGACUUUGAUAAUAGUGGUCGUGUUGACUAUUAUAAAUUUAAAGUAGGAGUUGCAUCAUUAUGUUAAAAUCCAUUGAUAGUAAUAUAAAUAUAUCUAUAAAAAUAUAGACAACAGCAAAAACUAUAUUUGAUCUUUAUGAUGAAGAUCAUGAUAAUAAAUUAGGUCCAAAAGAAGUAGGAAUCUUUUUAACUAGCAUAUUAAAUAAUCUACAUUAUUAUGAAGGUUUGGAUGACCCAACACCUAAAGAAAUAGAAGAAAAAGUAUAACAAUAUUUAGUGAAAUGGGAUUUAGAUAGAGAUGGAGGAUUUGAAUAUGAAGAAUAUUUAAAAUUAGUGUAGAAAGAUCCUGAUGUUUUAAAAGUGUUAUUCAAUAUGGGAUUAGCUAAUAAAGAUGAGACGACAAUAGAAGAGACUUGUUAUAAUGAUAUUGAUAGUGAUAUAGAAAUAGAGAUGGAAAGAAGACUAUUACCAAGAGAUGAAAGAGUAGAACGUAUUAAAAAUGGAAUUGAACAUACAAUUAAAGCAGAAGCAAGUGAUGAAUUUGGAUUAGAAGAAGAAGAAAUUGUUAUGGAAUGGAAAGAUUAAGCAAAAAGUUUAGAACCCUCUAAAAAGCAAGAAGGAAUGGAUGCAUCACCUCCUAAUGCUAUUUUAGAUUUAGAAUAUAUUUAUGGAUAUAGAUGUCAUGAUACUAGAAACAAUUUAAAAUAUGGGAAUAAAGGUCAAAUUGUAUAUCAUACAGCAGGAGUAGGUAUAGUAUUGGAUCCAAAUAAUAUGACUUAAAAACAUUUCUUGGAACAUAAUGAUGAUAUAUCUUGUUUAGAUAUAUAUGAGAAUUUAGUAUUAACAGGAUAAGUAGGUUUAAAUCCAAUGUUAAUGGUAUGGAAUAUUGAUAAUAUGAGAAUGGUUUGUUUAUUUAAUGAUGUACUUAAAAAUGGUAUUUCUAAUUGUUGUUUUUCUAAUGAUGGAAAGAGUGUAUCAGCAAUUGCCAUGGACGAUGACCAUUUUAUGGCUGUAUAUGAUAUUGAUAUUUCUAUAAAUUCAAGGAAAGAUCCAAAGAAUAAGACAUCUCCUUUAAUAGCAAGUGGUAAAUUAACUAAAAAAGAAGUCUUUGAUAUUAAAUUCUUACCUGGAGAUUAUUAAAUAGUUGUAGCUUGUAUGAAAGAAAUAAGUAUUUGUACAUGGAAGAAUGGCAUCAUAUUAGCUGAAAGAGGUGUUUGGAAAGAAUAAUAACCUUAGCCUGUUCUUACUAUUGCUAUUAAUGGAGAAUAUAUAGUUACAGGAGUAUUUAAUGGAAACUUCCUUUGUUGGAAAAAAAACAUUUGUAUCAAAAGUGUCAAAGCUCAUGUUACUCCUGUUAAAGCUAUUAUUACUAGAUCAGCAGGUAGAGGAAUUAUCUCAGCUGAUAAAAGAGGUAUCAUUAUUGGUUGGGAUCCAUAAUUUAAUAAAGUAUUUGAAAUUGAUACCAAAGAUUUACCACUUAAAUUGAGUUUCCCACCUAAAGGAUCACCUAAUGUUAUUUCUGUUUGUGAAAGUUCAGAUGGUAAAAUCUUAUUUGGUACUAGAAGAUCAGAAAUUGCUGAAAUUCUUAGUUAUGAAGAAGGAUAAAAAAUAUAAUGUAAAUUAUAUAUGUAAGGACAUUUUAAUGGAGAAUUAUGGGGAUUAGAUACUCAUCCUACUUAAAAUAUUUUCUAUACUGUUGGUGAAGAUGAAAUAUUAGCUAUGUGGGAUGUUAAAUAAAAAAAAUUACUUAAAUCUACAACUAAUCAAUAUGCUAGUAAAACUUUAAGUGUCAGUCAAAAUGCAAAAUGGAUUGCCACUGGAUGUUCUAAUGGUAGAGUAUUUAUCUACGAUGCUGGAUCUUUAAAAAAAUUAUAAGAAAUUUCUUAAUUUGUUGAUCCUGAUAAAGAAAUCAUUUCAUUAGUCAAAUUCUCACCUAACAAUGAACUAUUAUGUGUUUGUUACAAACCACCAUUUUCAGAAAUUUCUUUCUAUUCUACCAAAACUUGGAAAAAAUAAUCCUAAAUACCUAACUGCAAAUAUCAUGUUUAUACUCUAGAUUUCUCUGUUGAUAGUAAAUUCAUUUAAAUAAAUACUAGUAAUUAUACUAUUGAAUUUUAUGAUGUGAAUUUAGCAUAACCUAUAUAAUUUGAUAUUGCCAAAGAUAUUUAAUGGUUCACAUGGACUUGCAUAUAUGGAUGGUAAGUAUAAGGAAUUUGGCCAGAUUGUUCUGAUGGUGAUGAUGUUAAUGCUACUGAUAGAUCUAAAGAUGGUAAAUGUUUAGUUUCUUGUGAUGAUUUUGGUAAACUUAAAUUAUUCAAAAAUCCUUGUCCUAAAGAAAAAAGUGGAUGUAUCAAAUAUACAGGACAUUCAUCUUAUGUUUGUGGAGUCAAAUUUACUAACAGCGGAGAACAUAUUAUUUCUGUUGGAGGUGAUGAAUUAUCUAUAUUUUAAUGGAGAUACAUCUAUUCUCCACAAAAAUUAGAUGUCUAAGAAAUUUAAGAUGAACCUGAAUAAACAUAAGAAAAUGUUGGCGGAACAAUCUUUGAAUAGGAAGUUUUAGAUAAAGGAGAUAUGAUUGGAGCAGUCAAACCAUUUUUAGGAGAAGUUUAACGUUCAGUUCCUUCUUGGUACAAACCAAAUAAGGCUAGAGAUAAUUAGGAUCCAAAAGGAAAUUUAUCAUUAUAUCAUAUUCAUGGAUUUCGAUUCUUCUACAUUUUGGAUGAAUGCAGAGAUAUGUUAGGUUGGACUGAUAAAAAUAAAGUGGUCUUUGUUUCAGCUGCAUUGGGAGUAGAGGUUGAUCCUAAGACACAAUAAUAAACAUUCUUUAAUAAGCAUGAAGAAGAUAUUGUAAGUUUUGCUUUGCAUCCAAAUAGAAAUAUAGCAGCAACAGGAUAGAUGGCAUAAGCAGGUAAAGCAAAAUGUAUUGAUAUUUUUGUUUGGGAUAUAGAUACAAAGGAAGUAUUAGCUAAUUUCAAUUAAUUUCAUUUAAGAGCAAUAGUGUUAUUGAAAUUUUCACCAGAUGGAUCAUUAUUAUUGACUGUUGGUUAAGAUGAUGACAAUUCAUUAGCAAUAUAUGAUUGGUAAGGAAAGAGAUAGAUUUGUACAUCAAAUAUAGACAAGGCAAAAGUAAAUGGAGCAGCAUGGAAGGAUAAUGAAGAAUUUGUAACAGUAGGAAAUAAACAUAUAAAGUUUUGGAAGAUAAAUGGAAGGAAUGUAUAAGGAAAGAUGGGUUAAUAAUAAGGAAAAUUUGAAUCAUAAUUUUCAGUAGUUUAUGCAUUUGAUAAUUAAGUAAUAGUAUCAGGAGGAGGAAGUGGAACAUUAUUUUGUUGGAAAGGUGGAAGUAGUGAUAAAGGAAUAAAAGGACAUGAAGGAAAAGUGAGUACAUUCAUAAUGGAUAAGUUUAAAAAGUUAUUAUACUCUGGUGGAUUAGAUGGUAAAGUGAUCUCAUGGGGUUAUGAAGGAGGUUAAUUGGUUAAGAAAUAGGAAUUAAUUAAUUUAUCUAGAAAUCCACUCUUUCCUUCUGGAGUAGUUGCAAUGGAUUAUAAUGAAAAAAGUUAAUAAUGGUUAUUUGGUACAAAUGGAGCUUAAAUAUUUACAUUUGAUCCGGCCAAGAAAUAGACAAGUAUUGUAAUAUAAGGACAUUAUGGUGAAGAAUUAUGGGGAGCUUGUGCUGCACCAACAGGACAUAAAUAUGUAACAGGUGGUGGUGAUAAGACAGUUCGUAUUUGGGAUAUAGAUUAAAAGAAAAUGAUAUGUGUUAGUAAACCAUUUCCAAGUGAGGUUAGAGCUGUUGAUUGGUCAAAUGAUGGUAAAUUUAUAGUUUGUGGGGAUCUUAAUGGAUUUGUAUAUUUAUUAGAUCCUAAUACAUUAUAAAUUAUGGAUACUGCUAAAACUAUAUUUACAAAUAUGCCUUAAAGAUAAUCUUAAUAUUGGAUUUAAGAUUUAAAGAUAUCACCAGAUUGUAAAAAAGUAGCUUUUGGUGCUCAUGCUGGUGCAUCUCAUUUAGAAGUUUGGACUAUUGAAUAUCCUAAAUUUGGUAAAGUAGGUACUAAAAUUUAAUGUGGUUUAACAUCUGCUUUAACUGCUUUAGAUUGGUCAGUUGAUUCAUCUAUUGUUGUUGUUAAUAGUGGUGCUUAUGAACUUAAGUAUGUUGAUGUUAAUGCUAAAAAGAAUUAACCUUCUUCUAGUUAAGCUAAUACUGAAUUUACAAGUUGGACAUGUAAAUUAGGUUGGCCUGUUUAAGGUAUAUUCCCUUCUGCUGAUUAUAGUGGUGUUAAUACCGUUUGUAGAAGCCAUAGUAAAAAAUUCUUAGUUUCAGGUGAAGAUACAUAACAUGUUGUUUUAAUGAAUUAUCCUGUUGUUGUUCCAAAAUAAAAAAGAAAAGAAUAUAUUGGACAUUCAUCUCAUGUUAUGAGAGUAAGAUUCACUUGUGAUGAUAAUUUUCUUAUUUCUGUUGGUGGUAAUGAUAAAUCAAUUAUUGUUUGGAAAACUGAUUUUGGAAGUGCUUAAGGAAAAGUAGAAUAAGCUAAUUUGGAAGAAUAAUUUAAGGAAGAAGGAGCAGAUGACAUAGAUAUGCCUCUGAAAAAAAGGAAGGUAUAACUUACUCCAAAAAAGUAAAUAAAAAAAGAUGAUAAUUCUCUAUUCAUCUAAGAGGAAACAGAUGAAGGAGAUUAAUUUAUGGCUUGUAAACCAUGGAUGGGAUCAAUCAAAGAGCCAACUUAUCAAUAUUAUUAAAGUAAAACAGAUGGACAUAAACCCCCUAAAUGUGAUUUAGAAAUUGAAUAUGUACAUGGUUAUCGCACAAAGGAUAUGAGAAAUAACUUGUUCUUUUUAUCAAAUGGUUAAGUACUGUAUAAUGCAGCAGCAUUAGGGAUAGUAUUAGAUAUAGAAAGCAAUAAAUAGACAUAUUUUAAUAAACAUGAAGAUGAUAUUACAGCAAUAGAUUUGAAUCCAUUUGAUAAAUUAACAGUUGCAACAGGAGAAUUAGGAGCUAAACCAAAUAUAUUUGUAUGGAAUGCAGAGACAAAGGAAGUGAAAUGUUAAUUUAAAGCUCCUUUAUAGAAAGGUAUAAUAGCAUUAGCAUUUACUCCAAAUGGUAAGAGAUUAGUAGCAGGAGCAGUUGAUGUAGAUCAUUCAUUAGCAGUAUUUGAUGUAAGUUGUAAAGGAGCAGUAUUAUGGUCAGAUAAGAGUGGUCCAGAUGUUAUAGUAGAUUUAAGAUGGAAUACAGAUGAUGCAUUUGUAACAGUAGGUGUAAAACAUUAUAAAUGUUGGAAAUAUGAUAAUGGAAAAUGUUAAGGAAAGAAAGGAUAAUUUGGAAAGGGAGCUAGUAAUAAUUUAUCAGGAAUCGGUAUAAAUGGAAAUGAUACGUUAUGUGGAGCAGCAGAUGGAUGUAUAUAAAUAUGGAAAGGUGAAGCAUUUAUGAAAGCAUUACCAAGUAAACAUAGUUAAAUUUGUGAUUGUAUUACAGUGACUUAAGAUUAUGUAUUUUCAGGAGGUAGAGAUGGAGUAUUCUUUGUAUUAAGUAAAAAUUAUGAGGAAAUAUUGGCUGUAAAAGUAAAAGAGAAAUGUCCAGAUUCUGUUUGUCCGGGAGUUAGAGCUAUCUAUGCAGAUUUAGCAAAUUCAAAAUUAUUAAUAGGUACAUUAGGUAGUGAAAUAUAUUAAUUUUCUUGGGAUGGUCGUACUAUAAUAAAUAGUUAAACAGAAUUUAAAGUAAGUAAUUUAAUGAGAGGACAUUUCUGUCCAAAUUUAAAAUGGACAAAUGAAGUAUGGGGAUUAGAUAUAUUUUAAGAAGAUUAGGAUAAAUUUGUAACAUGUUCAGAUGAUGGUACUGUUCGUGUAUGGUCAAUAGGUGAAAGAAAAUAAGUGAAAAUUGGUAAUACUCUUCUUACAGGUGAUGGUAAAGAAGAAAAAACAGAUUUAAAUACUGGAGAUUUUACUGAUUAAUGUAAAGCUCGUGUUGUUAGUACAAAUCCAAAAGAUGGUGGAUUUACUGUUGGUAUGAAAGAUGGUACUAUUAGAAUAUAUGAUGCUGAACUUAAUUAAACAAAAGUAUUUAAAUAAGCUAAAGAAUGGAUAAGUGAUAUUAAAUUCUCUCCUGAUGGUACUACUUGUAUUAUUGGUUCACAUGAUAAUGCUUUAUAUGCUUAUAAAUAUCCAUCUUGGAAAACUAUUGGUAAAAAAAUGUCAAAACAUUCAUCAUAUAUUACACAUUUUGAUUUUAGUAGAGAUGGUGUUAAUUUACAUUCAACUUGUGGUGCUUAUGAACUAUUAUUUUGGGAUGUAGCAUAAUGUAAAUAAGUAUAAAUUAAUAUUUAUAUAUAAAGUUACCUGGUGGAGCAUCUGCAUUAAAAGAUGAAUUUUGGUAUACUUGGACAGUUACUCUUGGAUGGCCAGUCUAAGGUAUUUGGCCUGAAUGUGCUGAUGGUACUGAUAUUAAUGCUGUUGAUCGUUCUAAUACUACUAUCAAUGGUAAAAGUGAUCCUAAAACAUCUUAUCAUUUACUUGCUUGUGGAGAUGAUUUCAGUCAUGUUAGAAUACUUAGAUUCCCUAGCUUAAAAAAAUCAUCUGAAGCUGUUGUAGGUACUGGACAUUCAUCUCAUGUUACAAAUGUUAAAUGGACUAAAGAUGAUUCUAGAAUCAUUUCAACUGGAGGAGAAGAUUAAUGUAUAUUUGUUUGGAAAGUUAUAAAAAAAUGA